Messenger RNA from Caenorhabditis remanei, 1119 nucleotides. RefSeq lists its product as uncharacterized. The record is from RefSeq and is a predicted model, not a curated record. Gene Ontology annotation, cellular component: mitochondrion. NCBI's taxonomy places the organism in Eukaryota, Metazoa, Nematoda, Chromadorea, Rhabditida, Rhabditidae. The coding region runs from base 1 to 1119 and encodes 372 amino acids. Gene Ontology annotation, biological process: mitochondrial L-ornithine transmembrane transport. Gene Ontology annotation, molecular function: high-affinity L-arginine transmembrane transporter activity. The transcript is spliced from 7 exons.
AUGUCCAUGUCAACGACGUCGUCAAUGAAGAGACGACGACAUCAGAAUAUUUAUGAUCAUCAUCAUCAUCUCUCCUGUGAUUGGAGACAGAGAGGAGGAGCAGCCGGAGUCCUUGCCGGACAUCCCCUCGACACGGUGAAGGUUCGCCUUCAAACCCAACAUGGACCGACUCCACAGUACCGUGGAACCUUCCACUGUUUCAAGCUGAUUGUUCAGAAGGAGGGGUUCCGUGGUCUCUACAAAGGAAUGUCAUCUCCACUCCUCUCUCUAUCUGCAAUCAACGCGAUAGUGUUCGGAGUUCACGGUGGAACAUGUAGAAAGAUGGAGGACCCCAACUCGAUUACAUCUCACUUUGUGGGAGGUGCCGCUGCUGGAAUGGCACAGAGUGUGAUCGCCGCACCAACGGAAAGGAUAAAGUUGCUUCUGCAGAUUCAGGAUGAUAAGACUAAAACUAAGUUUAAUGGUCCGAUUGAUGCAACGAAACAGUUGAUAAAGACGCAUGGAUUGAAGUCGUUGACAAGAGGAUUCCUUGCAACAGUAGCUCGAGAUGCUCCAGCAUUCGGUGUCUACUUUGCCUCGUAUGAAUGGAUGACGAGGACGAUGUCCAAGGACGGGACACUCUCAAGUGCUCAACUCUUGUUUGCUGGUGGAUCCGCUGGAAUGUUGUCAUGGCUCUUUAACUACCCAACUGAUAUUGUAAAGUCGAGAUUUCAAGCAGAUAGUUCGUACAAAUCGUACAUGCAUUGUAUUAAACAAACAUAUGCUGAACGAGGAUACAGAGCAUUCUUUGUUGGACUCAAUUCUGCACUUAUCAGAGCCUUCCCAUCCAACGCAGCCACAUUCUUCACCGUCGAAUGGACGUAUCGUCUCCUUCUUGACUUCAAUCUUCUCAGCAACGUCACUAAAGAAGCCGAGAAAAUCUGUGCUGAAAGUCAACUUCUUCCGAUCACUCAAUUCCCUCCUGCACCUCCACGUAAAGAUGACAAGACGUUUGUCACUGAGAAAUGCAAACGUCUUCUAACUCAAACCGACUUCUGGGCCUCCAACGGACAUUUCUUGCUUCCAGAAGCCGGCUCCACAAUUGUCGAUCCGAUGCUUCAUGGAUAUCGAUUCUUCUGA